Molecule: messenger RNA, 2730 nt
Organism: Vidua chalybeata
Lineage: Eukaryota; Metazoa; Chordata; Aves; Passeriformes; Viduidae
Gene: RFX6
Product: regulatory factor X6
Exons: 19
Coding region: 1-2730 (909 amino acids)
Biological process (GO): regulation of transcription by RNA polymerase II
Molecular function (GO): RNA polymerase II cis-regulatory region sequence-specific DNA binding; DNA-binding transcription factor activity, RNA polymerase II-specific
Source: RefSeq, a predicted model, not a curated record
AUGGCCAAGGGACCCGAGCAGGGGGACGCCUUCCUGCACCUCCCGGCCGCGCAGGCGGUGCCCGCCGAGGCGCAGGAGGAGCGCUACGUGGGGCUGCUGGGGCGAAGCUUGCUGCCCUGCGCCCGGGAGGAGCUGCCCGAGCCGCCGCUGUCCGCCGGCAUCAAGGCAGAAACACGCUUCGGCAGCGAAGCCCUCUCCUCGGAAGAAGAGGAUGCGGAUGCUCGCGACGGCGCGCUGACAGCCGCCGACCAAAGCCCGUCUUCGAAGAAGAGCAUCACGCAGAUCAUGAAGGACAAGAAGAAGCAGACGCAGCUCACCCUGCAAUGGCUGGAAGAAAACUACAUUGUAUGUGAAGGAGUUUGUUUACCAAGAUGCAUCCUUUAUGCACAUUAUUUAGACUUCUGCAGAAAAGAGAAGCUGGAACCUGCCUGUGCUGCAACUUUUGGGAAGACCAUUCGCCAGAAAUUCCCUCUCCUUACCACAAGGCGGCUUGGAACAAGGGGCCAUUCAAAGUAUCACUAUUAUGGAAUUGGCAUUAAAGAAAGCAGUGCAUAUUACCACUCUGUGUAUUCUGGAAAGGGCUUAACCAGGUUCUCUGGAAGCAAGCUAAAGAAUGAGGGUGGUUUUACUCGUAAAUAUUCUCUGAGUUCCAAAACUGGAACACUCCUCCCAGAGUUUCCAAGUGCUCAACACCUUCUGCUUCAAGGGUGCAUUUCUAAAGACAAGGUAGAUACUCUUAUCAUGAUGUACAAAACACACUGUCAGUGUGUCCUUGACAAUGCAAUCAAUGGGAACUUUGAAGAGAUCCAGCAUUUCCUAUUACAUUUUUGGCAAGGAAUGCCUGACCAUCUUCUUCCUCUGCUUGAAAAUCCCAUCAUCAUUGACAUUUUCUGUGUCUGUGACUCAAUACUGUACAAGGUUCUUACAGAUGUACUCAUCCCUGCAACAAUGCAAGAAAUGCCAGAAAGUUUACUGGCAGAUAUAAGAAGUUUUGCAAAAAACUGGGAACAGUGGGUUGCUUCCUCUUUGGAAAAUCUACCGGAAAGCCUGAUAGAUAAGAAAUUGCCUAUUGCAAGAAGAUUUGUUUCCUCCCUGAAACGACAGACGUCAUUCCUACACCUAGCACAGAUUGCUCGGCCAGCUCUUUUUGAUCAGCAUGUGGUGAAUUCCAUGGUGUCAGAUAUUGAAAAAGUUGAUUUGAAUAGUAUUGGUUCUCAGGCCUUUCUUGCAGUUUCAGGGAGCACAGACUCUGAUGGGGAAGUUUACAGUGAAUAUGACUCUAUUACAGUGUUCCAAGAACUGAAGGACCUCCUAAAGAAGAAUGCCACUGUGGAAUCAUUUAUUGAAUGGUUGGAUACUGUGGUUGAGCAAAGGGUUAUCAAGGCAAGCAAGCAAAAUGGGAGGUCCUUAAAAAAGAGGGCUCAGGACUUCCUUCUGAAAUGGAGCUUCUUCGGUGCUCGAGUGAUGCAUAACCUAACUCUAAACAACGCAUCAAGUUUUGGUUCUUUUCAUUUGAUCCGCAUGUUACUAGAUGAGUACAUCCUGCUUGCCAUGGAGACACAGUUCAAUAAUGACAAAGAACAAGAACUCCAGAAUCUACUGGACAAAUACAUGAAGAAUUUAGAUGCAAGCAAAGCCACCUUCACUGCAUCACCAAGCUCUUGCUUCCUAGCAAAUCGCAACAAAGCCACUCCUCUACCCAGUGACACUUCAGUCAAAAACGAGUGCCUAGGAGAGCAAACCUACGUGUCCUUGUCAGCUGGCCAGCCCAGCAGUGCACCUUCUGGUCUGAACCCCUUCACCACAGGAGAUGGGGAGAGUAUGCAGCUGACAGAUCAAAUGGAGCUGUCUCAAAGCACUGGUCACCUCAUGACUCCACCCAUUUCACCAGCCAUGGUCAGCCGAGGAAGUGUUAUCAACCAGGGACCAAUGGCUGUGAGACCUCCCAGUGUAGGUCCCAUGUUAUCGACACAUUCACAGUGCUCUUCCUACUCAGAACCUCUUUAUCAGACUUUGUCACAAACUAAUCAGAAUUACUAUGGAAAUAAUUCCAAUUACCAGGCUAUGUUCAGGACACAGGCCCAUUCCACCUCAGGAGUUUACGAUCACAGAGCAGAGUCCAGCCGAUUCAAUGCCUUGAGUGAACAGCAGUUCUCCAGAGACUACUUCAGCAACAGCUGUGCCGUGUCUCCCUACAAUGCCAGAUCCCCUUCUAGCUAUGGUCCCUCCAGCAUGUCUCAGGACACACACAAUAUGCAGUUUCUGAAUAGCGGGAGUUUCAAUUUCUUGAACAACUCAGUAUCUACAUGUCCAGGAGCAGCUUAUCCUGCUAAUGCUUCCAAUGGAUAUUAUGGAAACAGCAUAAAUUAUUCAGAAUCUCACAGACUUGGAACAAUGGUGGACCAACAUGUUUCUGUAAUCAGCAGUGUCAGCAGCAUUCGGCCACUGCCAUCCUACAGUGAUGUACAUGAUCCGCUGAACAUCUUGGAUGACGGCAGAAGAAAACAGACGAGCUCCUACUACUCAGAGUCCUCACCUUCUAUUGUCUGCCGGACCCCUAUGCCUUCAAACUUGCAAACCACAUCUUCUUCACAGUGUAUGUAUGGAGCAUCUGGUCAGUUCCCUUCCCAGGAAAAUCUGGAGGUCCAUGCCCCACCAAGCAGAGAUAUGGUGCCAUCUUUACCACCAAUCAACACUGUCUUCAUGGGAGCAGCUGCUGGAGGAACCUAA